This is a messenger RNA of Otolemur garnettii (small-eared galago), 844 nucleotides long. It is a transcript of the gene FAM3D, whose product is annotated as family with sequence similarity 3 member D. The transcript is spliced from 9 exons. The coding region runs from base 1 to 675 and encodes 224 amino acids. The record is from RefSeq and is a predicted model, not a curated record. NCBI's taxonomy places the organism in Eukaryota, Metazoa, Chordata, Mammalia, Primates, Galagidae.
AUGAACUGCCAAGGUGUGCUUCGCCUCCUGGCCCUCAUCCUUGCCCUGGUCACCACGUGGCUCUUCAUUCACAGCUAUAUGAGCUUCAACAUAAAAAACAUCCGUCUGCCACGCUGGCUGGGUGGCUCUACCUCCAAGGAGACCAAAAUCAUGAAGACCAAGUGUGGCCUCAGCAAGUCCUGCCCAGCCAACUUCUUCUCAUUUAAAAUCACCAGCGGGGCAGCCAAUGUUGUAGGCCCUUCUAUGUGCUUUGAAGACUACAUGAUCAUGAGUGCUGUGAAAAACAACGUGGGCAGAGGCCUGAACAUUGCCCUGGUGAAUGGAACCACCGGGACGGUGAUGAAACAGAGCAUCUUUGACAUGUACUCUGGAGAUGUUACUCACCUGGUGAAAUUCCUUAAAGAAAUUGCAGAGGGCACACUGGUGCUGGUGGCCUCCUAUGAUGACCCAGGGACCAAAAUGAAUGAUGAAAUCAGACAGCUCUUCUCCAACUUGGGGAGUUCCCAUGCAAGCAACUUGGGCUUCCGGGACAGCUGGGUCUUCUUAGGAGCCAAAGGCCUCAAGACAAAAAGCCCCUUUGAGCAGUUGUUAAAGAACAACCCACAAAUGAACAAAUACGAGGGAUGGCCAGAGCUGCUGGAACUGGAAGGCUGUGUGCCCUCAAAGAUAGCUUAGGGUGGCCACGGCCCUUCCCAGGCCAGGGGCCUGAAGAAGCUCCUGGCUGACUGAGGAGUCAGAGCCCUGGCCAGGUCUGAGAGGAAGAGGAGCGGCCUAGCAGCACAGAGGGAAGUCUGACAGCCCUCGCACAGUGACCGCCUUCCCUCGCUGGAAACAAACCCUCCUG